AGUUUUUGCGGGUCAAAAUUGUUGAUUCACAUGGUCUUGCAUUGUUACUCGGAUUUUAACGAUCAGUCCAUAAACGUAUAAAGUUUUACGAAAAAUUUUUCAUUUAAAUAGCUUUUCAAUUCUUCUUUUCUUUUCUCUUUUUAUUUUCCUUUUCAAUUUAAGUAGUCUUCUACAGAUUUAUUAUACAUAGCAAUGCCAUCUCACUUUGACACCCUUCAAUUGCACGCUGGACAACCAGUUGAAGAACCACACAAGGCUAGAGCUCCUCCUAUUUAUGCCACCACUUCUUAUGUCUUCAAUGACUCCAAGCAUGGGGCUCAAUUGUUCGGUUUAGAAACACCAGGUAUGAUCUACUCCAGAAUCAUGAACCCAACCAAUGACGUUUUUGAAAACAGAAUUGCUACUCUUGAAGGUGGUGUUGGUGCUUUAGCUACCGCUUCCGGUCAAUCUGCCCAAUUCUUGGCCAUUGCUGGUGUUGCUCACGCCGGUGACAACUUUAUCUCCACUUCUUACUUAUACGGUGGUACUUAUAACCAAUUCAAGGUUGCCCUUAAGAGAUUUGGUAUUGAAGCCAGAUUCGUCAAUGGUGACAAGCCAGAAGAUUUCGCCAAGUUGAUUGACGAAAAGACCAAGGCUAUCUACAUUGAAUCCAUCGGUAACCCUAAAUAUAACGUUCCUGACUUUGAAAAGCUCGCCAAGAUUGCUCACGAUCAUGGUAUUCCUUUAAUUGUCGACAACACCUUUGGUUGUGGUGGGUUCUUAGUUAACCCAAUUGCUCACGGUGCCGAUAUUGUUGUCCACUCUGCUACCAAGUGGAUUGGUGGUCACGGUACUACCAUUGCUGGUGUUAUUGUUGAUUCUGGUAACUUCCCAUGGGCUGACUAUCCAGAAAGAUUCCCACAAUUCUCCAAGCCAUCUGAAGGUUACCACGGUUUAAUCUUGAACGAUGCCUUAGGUAAGGCCGCUUUCAUUGGUCAUGCCCGUAUUGAAUUGUUGCGUGAUAUCGGUCCAGCUUUGAACCCAUUCGGUUCUUUCUUAUUAUUACAAGGUUUGGAAACUUUAUCUCUUAGAGUUGAAAGACAAUCUUACAAUGCCCUUACCUUGGCCCAAUGGUUGCAAAAGAACCCAUAUGUUGAAUCUGUUUCCUACUUGGGUUUGGAAUCUCAUGAAUCUCACGAAUUAGCCAAGAAGUAUUUCAAUAAUGAUGCCAAGUUCUUUGGUGGUGCUCUUACCUUCACCGUUAAGGAAUUAGAAAACACUUCCAGCGAUCCAUUCGACGAAGCUUCUCCAAGAUUGGUUGACAAUUUGGAAAUUGCUUCUAACUUGGCCAAUGUUGGUGACUCCAAGACCUUGGUUAUUGCUCCAUGGUUCACCACCCAUCAACAAUUGUCUGAAGAAGAAAGACUUUCUUCUGGUGUCACCAAGGGUUUGAUUAGAGUUUCUGUUGGUACUGAAUUCAUUGACGAUCUUAUUGCUGAUUUCGACCAAGCCUUCAAGAAGGUUUACGGUGAAAAGUAAAUAUAGAACUAUGUGUAUAAACUGUAUGUAUUAGAAACUAAAAUCU
This is a messenger RNA of Spathaspora passalidarum NRRL Y-27907, 1564 nucleotides long. It is a transcript of the gene MET15, whose product is annotated as bifunctional cysteine synthase/O-acetylhomoserine aminocarboxypropyltransferase. Gene Ontology annotation, biological process: transsulfuration. Lineage: Eukaryota; Fungi; Ascomycota; Pichiomycetes; Serinales; Debaryomycetaceae. The record is from RefSeq and is a predicted model, not a curated record. The transcript has a single exon. Gene Ontology annotation, molecular function: transferase activity, transferring alkyl or aryl (other than methyl) groups; pyridoxal phosphate binding. The coding region runs from base 193 to 1518 and encodes 441 amino acids.